GUACCACACUACAGCACCCUUGAAUUAAUGGCGCUACCACCAUGGUUGAUGACCAUGUCAGUGGCGACUGCGGAUCCCUAUAAAAAGGCCACCUUGCAGCGUGUGUUUGCCACACUGCUCUGCUGCUGCCUCCUCUGAUCUCUCUCUCUCUGUCUCUCCCUCUCUCUCUCUCUCUCUCUCUCUCUCUCUCUCUCUCUCUGUGUGGUGGUCUCCGUCGACUGAUGGAUGCUGUCAAUGACGUCGUGAAGGUUUCGCUCGAAGGCUAUGAAGCUGAGAGUGUGGUGGCUGACGCAGUCAAUGAGGAGGAGGUGGACUUGUCGCGCCGCGCGCAGUGGCUGCGCGCGGCGGUGCUGGGAGCAAAUGACGGGCUCGUCUCGACGGCGUCGCUGAUGAUGGGCAUCGGGGCUGUGAAGGACGACGCGAAGGCGAUGUUGCUUUCCGGGUUCGCUGGUCUGGUAGCCGGCGCGUGCAGCAUGGCCAUCGGGGAGUUCGUGUCAGUGUAUUCGCAGGUGGACAUCGAGGUGGCGGUGCGGAAGAGGAGGGAAAAGCAGAGGGCAGCGGCGACAAUGGAGGAGCAACUGGGAAAGCUACCGAGCCCUGUGCAGGCGGCGGCGGCGUCAGCUCUGGCGUUCUCGGUGGGGGCGGUGGUUCCGCUUUUGGCGGCAGGGUUCAUCGGGAGCUACAGGUUGAGGCUGGAGGUGGUGGUGGCGGCGGCGAGCGCGGCGUUGGUCGUGUUCGGGUGCGCGGGAGCAGCGCUGGGACGGGCUCCGAAGGUGAGGUCGUGCGCAAGGGUGGUGGUGGGCGGGUGGGCCGCCAUGGCCGUCACGUUCGGGCUCAUGAGGUUCGUCGGCGCCAAGGCGCUUUGACUAUAGUCAUCAUCGAAUUUUAAUCCUCCUAUGAAGUUGCUAAAUUUUUAUCUGAUAAAAUGUUUGCUUUCGUGGCCUUUUUAAUUACUAAUGUGUAGUUGAUGGAAUCGAAGCGGUUGCCAUGAAAUCUACAAUUAUAAAAAUGUAGCGAGAUGGAUGGUUGUUCACGCUUCUUUCGUAGUUCAUAGUAUAUAAAUAUCCGUCCCUUCAGAACGGACAGAUAUGAGGUUAAAUCUUGUUUGAUUAUUAGUUGGAUGUUUAUUCUCGCUCAUGUGUUAUUACGGUUUAAGAUUUAUAGUUAUUUAUAAUUUAUCUCU
Molecule: messenger RNA, 1183 nt
Organism: Zingiber officinale
Lineage: Eukaryota; Viridiplantae; Streptophyta; Magnoliopsida; Zingiberales; Zingiberaceae
Product: vacuolar iron transporter homolog 2-like
Exons: 1
Coding region: 222-866 (214 amino acids)
Biological process (GO): intracellular manganese ion homeostasis
Cellular component (GO): membrane
Molecular function (GO): manganese ion transmembrane transporter activity; iron ion transmembrane transporter activity
Source: RefSeq, a predicted model, not a curated record